Molecule: messenger RNA, 3566 nt
Organism: Alligator sinensis (Chinese alligator)
Lineage: Eukaryota; Metazoa; Chordata; Crocodylia; Alligatoridae
Gene: DUSP22
Product: dual specificity phosphatase 22
Exons: 8
Coding region: 130-744 (204 amino acids)
Biological process (GO): transforming growth factor beta receptor signaling pathway; protein dephosphorylation; regulation of cell population proliferation
Cellular component (GO): cytosol
Molecular function (GO): protein tyrosine/serine/threonine phosphatase activity
Source: RefSeq, a predicted model, not a curated record
UCCCCAUGCACAGGGGACCCGCGGCAGCCCACCGAGCAGUCCCGUCGCGGUGCUGAGGUUCAGGCUGCUUUAGAGCCAUGGGGAAUGGGAUGAACAAGUCCUUCAGAUCCCAGUUUGGCAAAGGGAAAAAUGAAAAAAGAGCAAAUUCUGCCUGGCUUGUUCAUUGGCAACUUUAAAGAUGCCAGAGAUGCAGAACAACUGAGUAGGAACAAUAUUACACACAUUCUUUCAAUUCACGAUAGUGCCCGGCCUAUGCUUGAGGGAGUGAAGUAUCUGUGCAUUCCUACUGCGGAUUCACCCUCGCAGAACUUGACAAGACAUUUCAAGGAGAGCAUCAACUUUAUCCAUGAGUGUCGCCUUAGAGGUGAGGGCUGUCUUGUUCACUGUCUUGCUGGAGUCUCCAGGAGUGUGACUUUGGUUGUGGCCUACAUCAUGACGAUCACAGACUUUGGCUGGGAAGAUGCACUAUCUGCUGUAAGAGCUGCAAGAUCAUGUGCCAAUCCGAAUAUGGGUUUCCAGAGGCAGCUGCAAGAGUUUGAAAGACAUGAUGUUGACCACUUCAGACAGUGGCUGAAGGAAGCAUAUGGAGAAAACUCCUUGCAAGAUGUGCAAGAAGCCCAAAAUCUUCUGAUUAAAUAUAAAGAGCAGGCAGAGAUGCAACAGGGCACUGGUGGGAGACAGUGGAAUAACAACUUUUCAUCAUUGCCCUCCCUGUCGUACAGCAACUAUACAACAGAAACCUAAUUGCACAAGACUGGAUAAUUCUUUUCAGUUUCAAAACAAAUGUCACCACGGAUCACCAUUUCAUCCUGAAGACUGCAGAAGUUGUGUGAACUGUGCACUUGUGGAAAGCUUCUAAAUGAAACUAUUCUAACGUGUGUGUGUGUGUGUACACGACAGUUUUAGAGUUUAUAUAGUGUCAGGCUUUCUAAGUGUAAAUUUCUGUGGAGAGAAGUUUGUGUCGGGAUCUCGGCACCACCAAACUCUUCCUCUUCACUCCCUUCUAUAUUAUGUGCCUCUUGAACACAUGCUCAUAUGCACAAAAUAACGUUGUCUCCAAAGGGUGCGUUUGCAAAGAGUGUGAGCACCUGUGUAGUCUUGUCUGUGCUGUGGUUUGCUAUUUAACUUCUAGCUACCUCAAGAAUGCUGUUCUUGGCAUUGUGGUUGUAAAUGCAACCAUGAAAGUUUUGAUUACAUACUAGGUGAAGGCAAGUGUGUGUGUGUGUGUGUUGUUUCGAGCUUUAUGCUUUCAUUUACAUUAUCCAUUGUUGUCAUUAGUUUGAAAGUUGAGAUAUGGUAGAAAAAUUUAAGAAACUCAAAUUCCUUUCUGUAUGACGGGUGUCAAAGAUACAGCCUGUGGGAUGGAUCCAGCCUAUGGAGCUCUCCCACCCAGCCUGCUGGGCUACCAGAAGGUCACAGGUAGGGUCCACUGCAGAAUUUGUGGCACCUGAGUCCUAAUGGACAUGACAGUCAACAGCAGAGGGGUUGGCAAGUGCUGUGAUGAUACGACCUCAUUCAGUUUAUGCCCACUGGCCUUCUACUGCCAUUGCCUAUUGGGCUUGUCACAGCUGCCACUGCUGGCCCUGCACAUCCAGCCUGGGAGGAGCCAUGUGAUCUGGAUCCAGCCUGGGAUGAGUUUGAUACCCCUGCUCUAUGCCAGUUAGAACCAGUGUUGGCUGAUGUGAUCCAUUUUGUAGAAGUGCAUAUGUAAAGAAAAUGUUAAAUCGGAUUAAGAACUAGGUGUCACGUUCUUUUCUUGAUUACACUGAUGUAUAUCUGGAGUAAAAGCAUUGGCUUAUUUUGAUUUAGACCUGUUCUAACCCCAAACAGUCAGUCAGAUUGUUCCAGGCUUCCACUCACGCAACUUGGAGUAGAAUUGGUGCCGACACCUCUUAUCUUCAGUCAGGCUUGAAAGGCUCUUGCUAAAAGAUUCCCAAAUAAAGUUUUCUCAACCUGCAAAGAUGCUUUAAAAUAAUUGAGCUGGUUUAAAUAUGCAGCCUAUCUGGAGACAUGACCAGCAUGAUAAACAGGUUUAGCCUUAUUAUUAUUUUUUGUUUCAAUUCCUGUGAUACCAUGAGUUUCUGCCAUUUCACAAGAUGCCCUUUGGUGCCUUCUGCUGAUGAUUUCAGAAAGCGUGAAUUCUUUGACAGACUGCAGUUGGGCUAUAGGUGUAAAGUAAAUCCUGAUGUGUGUUCUUCUAUCCCAUAUUUUCCAUUCUUUGAAAUAGAAUAAAAAGUCCAAUACUGCAACAAUCGGGAUGGACAUACACUCACACAAACGCACAUACAGAGCAAGCGAGUGUUCUAUAGUAUCGUUGCACUUUCUGCACAGUGACAUUGUAGGUGCUGAAACAUUUAAAAUGACUUUAUAACAGAAGAAUAGAAUGUAGACUUAGAGCCAUCAGUUUACAUUCAUGGUAGUUCUUCCUUGCCGUAUCUUUCAACUAAUUGGUUGUCCCCAAAAAGUCAAGCACUGAAAUGCACAUUUUUUAUAGCCAUAAAGCCAACACUCACUUUAAGCUGCAGUCAGAAAGUAGAAUCCAGGGUAAAAUGGGAAGGUACAUAUAGUGUCCUGAAAAUAUUUGCUUUCUCCUUUUAUUAAAAGAAUGGAACAAAGUGCCUCUGGGUUAGUGGCUUUCAGUUUGGAUGGGGUAAAUCUUCACCUCCCUGACCUUCACUGGAUUGUGCAUCAUCCUUGUAGACCCAGUCCACAAUCCAUACCACAUCUCUAGUAGCACUGAGAAAAUAACAGUGCUUUCCAACUAGGAAGCUGGACUCCAGUUUCCUCCUCCAAUACAGUCAUAGCUAGGCCAUUUCUCUGUUCAUUUAAGGAAGGAGAAAAGCUGAUGAACAUGGCACAAUGUGCCCUUUUACUAGCUUUCCAAUAGCUCUUGAGAGGACAUUCCAGCCGUUAGAUUAUACAGACGGGUGAUUAUCAACCAGAUGGCAUUUUGGUAGCUGACCUUUAUGGUGUAAACCAUGUGCCCAGUUCUUAGGCCUUUUUGUAUUUCAAAGAUGCCCUCCUUUUUUUGCCUUCCACUGGAAAAAUGUCAAACUUUUUAAUGCUUACUGAGCAUCUUGAUUGAAAUGUUUAUCUAAUUCUUUUGUAAGCUUAAUACCUUUGUGUGAUUGCAAGCAAAUGUUUUAGCAUUAUCCUAUAGAGAACGGGUAACUUCUUCAGUAUUUCUUACCUUGACUUUUAACUUGGAGGUGUUUGUUUCCUUGAUUAUAUUUUGUGGUUUGGGGGAGAGGGUGGGGAUAGAAGAAAUCCUAUGGUGAAUUAACUCCUUUUAAAAACCAGGAUAACGUUGAUUGUUAUAAUGUUCGAUCACUGCAUGUAACUAAGUCAGUGAACAAUUACAGUAAAUACUGCAGUCAGUUAGAAACUAUAAACUUGGUAAGCUUCUUUGAUUCUGUCUUCCUGUUGGCAUCAUAAUGAAGACUUGGUUGCUUUUUCCCAAUGGUUUGUAUUUAAUAAAUACUGCACUUUUUAUAAACAAAACUAAAUGUUAGUAGCUUUAUCUAUUUGUGUAUCUUGCUUGAAAUAAAUAAAGAAUCUUUGAUGGA